Messenger RNA from Solea senegalensis (Senegalese sole), 5628 nucleotides. It is a transcript of the gene slc4a3, whose product is annotated as solute carrier family 4 member 3. The transcript has 22 exons. NCBI's taxonomy places the organism in Eukaryota, Metazoa, Chordata, Actinopteri, Pleuronectiformes, Soleidae. The coding region runs from base 181 to 3930 and encodes 1249 amino acids. Gene Ontology annotation, cellular component: plasma membrane. Gene Ontology annotation, molecular function: solute:inorganic anion antiporter activity; monoatomic anion transmembrane transporter activity. Gene Ontology annotation, biological process: monoatomic anion transport; transmembrane transport; bicarbonate transport. The record is from RefSeq and is a predicted model, not a curated record.
CACUAGCCCCCUCCCAGCUCCUGCUCCCACACCUGACCCCCUGCCACCCCCUCAUCCUAUACCUCUAGGACUUUUUGUCCACUCACAUCAUCUCCCCAGCACCAAAACCAAGUUUUAGCCCUCAGCCUCCUGUCCUCUUCAGAGCACUCUUCUUCAUCUGCUGGCUGAACGCCAGGCCUCAUGGCUACAGGAGGUCAUGCCCCUGAGAUAGAUGUGUUGAUCAACCUACAGCAGGUGAAGGUGGAGGAAGAAGAUGAGGGAGGAUCUCCUGAGGAAAAGGAGGCAGAAGAGGAGGAAGAGGAGGAGGAGGAGGAGGAUUUGGAGAAAGCACUGUCUGUGGCACGCUUUGGGGACAUUAUCAGUGAUUCUGGACCUACCAGUGCAGACCGGAUGGGCCGACACUACACGGAGAAAGACUUUGAAUAUCACAGACACACGUUUCACCACACGCACCACCCCCUGUCCACCCACCUGCCCCUGCCCCAGCGCUUGCGCAAGAGGGUGCACAGCUCGGACAGGAGGCGCAAAAAGAAAAGGAAGAAAAAAAAGACCUCGCUGCCGCCCUCCAACGUCACACCCACUAUCCACGAGGUAGACGAAGAAGAGGUGGAGUCUGAUACGGAUGCACUCGGGGCGUCUGCCACACCCACGGAGCCACCUGACGUCCAACCACAGUUUAGUUUGGGGAGCCAAGAGGACUUGGAAGAGCCCCUUCCACUCGCUGCCUUCCACACGGAAAAUGAAGACCAGUCGAGUCCGAGGAAGGCUGCGCUGAUAAAGGGGGAUGCUCAGAAUGGGGGCGUCGCAGAAUGGGGGUGUCGCGAGAAUGAGAAGGUGGAUGUGGAGGAAGCAGACUGCAGUGUUUCGCCGGGAUCGGAUCCCUCAGGCUCAACCGCAGCCUGCGGCUGGUUCCGUAGGAAGCCCGUCCACCACCGUCUGGCGGGCAGCACCCAGAGGAGCAACUAUGACCUGCGGGAGCGGAUCUGCAUCGGCAGCAUGACUGCUCUGGAGAUGGCCAUCUAUCAGCAGGUGCCCACUGAUGAGGCCGAGGCCCAGAUGCUGGCCAGUGCUGAUCUGGAUGACAUGAAAAGUCACAGAUUCGAGGACAACCCCGGGGUGAGACGCCACCUGGUGAAGAAGUCAUCGAGAUGUCAGCUGACCCGGGCCAACAGCACCGUGCCGCUAUCCAGUCUGAAGAAGAGGAAGAGAGCUGCCGAAAAGAAAACACACGAGUUGUUCGUGGAGCUGAACGAGCUGAUUGUGGACAAGGAUCAUGAGAUGCGUUGGAAGGAGCGCGCUCGCUGGAUCAAGUUUGAGGAGGAUGUGGAGGAGGAGACUGACCGCUGGGGCAAACCUCAUGUGGCCUCGCUAUCCUUCCGCAGCCUGCUGGAGCUUCGGCGCACCAUCACACACGGUGCCGUCCUGCUGGACCUCGAGCAGAACUCUCUGCCUGGCAUCGCUCACCUGGUGGUGGAGACGAUGAUCAUCUCUGAUCAGAUCAGAGCGGAGGACAGACCCGGCGUUCUGCGGGCUCUGCUGCUCAAACACAGCCACCCGAGUGAUUUCAAACACCGCUUCCACCGCCACCACUCGUCCAGCAGUCUUCACGGCAGCUUCACUCACAACCACGUCCAUGACACCAGUCUGCCACUGGUGGCCGAAGAGCCCGAUGAACACCAAGAUAACAAAGGGCCCCAGUACGAUCCCAAACAAGACGUGUUUGUCAGCCUGUUUAAAUCCCUCCACCCUCUGCCUCCUGAGAGCAAUCCAGCUGCAGCCAGAUCCCUGAAACUGCUCGCCAAGAUUCCCAAAGAUGCCGAAGCUGUCAUCGUUUUGGUUGGCUGUGUUGAGUUUCUGGAGCAGCCAGCCAUGGCCUUUGUCAGGCUGAACGAAGCUGUGCUGCUGGAGUCGGUGCUGGAGGUCCCUGUCCCCGUUCGCUUCCUUUUUGUCUUACUCGGUCCCAGUCAGGCCAGCAUGGACUACCACGAGAUCGGCCGUUCCUUCUCCACUCUAAUGUCUGACAAGAACUUCCACGAGGUGGCGUACUUUGCGGACGACCGGCAGGACCUCCUGAACGGUAUCAACGAGUUUCUGGACUACAGCAUAGUCAUCCCGCCCUCGGACAUCGAGGGGAAGGACCUCCUGAAAACCGUGGCCGACUUCCAGAAGCAGAUGCUGCGCAAGAGGAGAGACCGAGAGCUCAAGAAGCAGCACUCGUCGUGCGGAAUGGUGCAAGACAACAAAGAGGUGAGUCCAGAGGAGGAGGCGGACGAAGACCAGGAGGUGGACCCGCUGAAGCGCUCCGGGAUCCCGUUCGGAGGCCUGAUCCACGACAUCCACCGCCGCUACCCACAUUACGUCAGUGAUUUAAAAGAUGCCGUGGACAUGCAGUGCGUUGCUGCCGUCAUCUUCAUCUACUUCGCGGCCCUGUCACCCACCAUAACCUUUGGCGGCUUGCUGGGAGAGAAAACGGAGGGAAUGAUGGGAGUGACUGAGCUCAUCGUUUCGACUGCCACUCUUGGAGUUAUAUUCUCGCUGCUUGCUGGUCAGCCACUCCUCAUCAUUGGCUUCUCAGGACCUUUACUGGUGUUUGAAGAAGCCUACUACAAGUUCUGUCAGGCUCAAAACUUUGAGUAUCUGACUGGUCGGGUGUGGAUCGGUUUCUGGCUCAUCAUCAUUGUCCUAGUGAUCGUGGCAGCAGAGGGCAGCUUCCUUGUCCGCUACAUCUCACCCUUCACCCAAGAGAUCUUCGCUUUCCUCAUCUCCCUCAUCUUCAUCUACGAGACCUUCUCCAAGCUCAUCAAGGUGUUUAGGGAGCAUCCGCUGUUGACAAUGUACCCCACCGAGUUCACUCCAGCUACUGGGCUCCAAGAAUUGGAUGGCCCAAUCUUCAACCAGCCCAACACAGCUCUUCUCUCGCUGGUUCUUAUGAUGGGUACUUUCUUUGUCGCUUUCUUCCUCAGGAAGUUCAGAAACAGUCGAUUCUUGGGUGGCAAGGCCAGAAGAAUUAUUGGUGACUUUGGAAUCCCUAUCUCAAUUUUGGUUUCAGUUUUGCUGGAUUACUCCAUUACUGAUACUUACACACAGAAACUCAAUGUGCCGUCGGGCUUCUCAGUCACGUCCCCUGACAAGAGAGGUUGGUUCAUCAGUCCGUUUGGUGAUAAACAGCCUUUUCCAACCUGGAUGAUGGGAGCAAGUAUUGUACCUGCACUCCUCGUCUUCAUCCUCAUCUUUAUGGAAACUCAGAUCACUUCUUUGAUAGUCAGUAAGAAGGAACGCCGGCUGGUUAAAGGCUCAGGUUUCCACUUGGAUCUGCUGCUUAUCGUCAUCCUGGGUGCCAUCUGUCCCCUCUUCGGCCUGCCGUGGCUCACCGCGGCCACCGUUCGCUCAGUCACUCACGUCAACGCGCUCACGGUCAUGAGCAAGGCCACGGCACCUGGUGAAAAACCCAUGAUCCAGGAGGUGAAAGAGCAGAGGCUGACGGGGCUCCUCGUGUCCGUGCUUGUUGGUAUGUCCAUGGUGAUGACCGAUGUGCUCCGCCUCAUCCCCUUGGCUGUGCUCUUUGGUAUCUUCCUGUACAUGGGCGUCACAUCUCUGACUGGCAUCCAGCUGUAUGAGCGCAUCACUCUUAUGGUCACGCCGGCCAAGCAUCACCCCGACCACAUCUACGUCACUAAGGUGAAGACAUGGCGGAUGAACAUGUUCACCAUCAUCCAGCUGGCGUGCAUCGUGGCUCUGUGGGUAGUGAAGUCCACCGUGGCCUCCCUGGCGUUCCCCUUUGUCCUCAUCAUGACGGUGCCGCUGCGGCGCCUCGUCCUCUCCAGGAUCUUUCAGGAGCGUGAGCUCCAGGCGCUCGACUGUGACGAGGAUUCUCCCAACUUCGACGAGGACGGCCGGGAUGAGUACAACGAGAUCCACAUGCUUGUAUGAAUUUCAAAUGGAUGCAACAAGCGGGCGCUCUCCAUGCCCGAGCUUUGACCAGAGAGAACAGUGCAGUUACCAAAAUGGUGUUUGUAACAUAGAUGAAAUAGUUUAUUCCACUCUGACUACACCUGAUGUUAGAUGUAGGUGGCCGCGUUGAGUUAGCCUCUGAAGUGAAAGAUGGGAAAACACCAAACUCACACAAACACUUAAUCCCACUUUGUGUCCUGUCUAUCCCUUUAACUUACUGUGCAGGUUCUGGGCAUAUGUGCAAUGAUGAUGGUGACCUUUGACUGAAAGUGGGAUACGUAGUCAGUUUCCUCACUUAUCGUCAAUUCCACUGCCACUGCUACUGAACAAGAAGUUCAAUAUUUCUGUAUGUACAGACAUUGCGUAAUAAGCACUUUGGCUUUCAUUUCAUCUCUAGAGGUCUCGUCGUUCUCUCUGUGUUCCGUGUCGGCAGAGAGUUGUGAGUGCACGUUCUGGCCUGCAGGUCCAUUCAUAAUAACAUGAGGCUCGGCGCCAGUUUUGCAUUCUACAAACGGACAUCUGAUACGUACAGAGUUCAGGUUGCUCUUUUAUGCUUGGAUGACAACAUUUUUCGUCAAGUGGACCACAGUGGAUUGGCAGAUACUUGUCUCCUCCUGAGAGCAGAACCUCUUUGUUACUCUCUUUGAGACUUUGUUAGGUGUUAGAUUCCCAACAUACCAGUCCACUGCCCUUAAUAGUAUGACCUUGGAUGUAAAACUACAUAGCGAACCUUAUUUUUCUACUCUGUCCUACAAUAUUUAUUUCACGCCUAUUACACUAAACGCCGCUGCACCGAAUCCUCAGCAAUGUUUAGACUACGGAUCACUGAACGGGAUAAUUCCGGUGUUCUGAUGUGUGUGUGUGUGUGUGUGUGUCAGGUAUUGAUUGACCCACCCCAAAGGCGGACACUUGCUCUCACUGAUGAGACAACUGUCAGUCAGAGACAGAAGGAGAAUUGGGUGUUAUCUGAAGUCAAAAUUCUGACUUUAAUCUUUGAAUUUAAUCCUGUUUUCAAUCUACAAUUUCUUUAGAAUACUACUCAAUCUGUAAACUGCUCACUCUCCUGCACCAAAGAGCCUAUAGAGAAUCAGCUAUUUAGGUAUAUGAAUCCACUGCUGCCGUCUUCAGUAAGUUCAAAGACAUCAUCUUGUGACUUCUGUUUUUCAAAUCCUUUGUUCACAUUUACCGAUUAGCGAUUCCUGUGUCCCCCACGAGCAAAAAAUGCUAGUUUUAGCGCGAGUGAGUGUCCGGCUCUGGACAAGUCCUCAGAACUAUCCCUUUUAAAGAUGCAGUGUGUGGAAUUUAGUGGGGUCUAUCAAUUGAAAAUUAAUAAAUAAGUAAAUAAACAUAUUUAUUUAGUGUCCGAACAUGCCUUUAUAUUACUCUAAAGUGACCCCUAGGUGUCACUAAAUACUACACACUGGUCAUUUUUUUAGCUCAAAGUGUAUUAAGCUCAAAUAGAAAAUAUGUGCUAAUUUGUGCAUUCUUUGGUCUUUUCUGCGAGACGUUUCUCUGUGAUGUGCGCAUUUCAGAAUAACACAGUUCACAGGAAAAGCAUAGAAACUAAGCAAACAUAGACAUACUAAAAUUGCUGGGGAACAGUUGAGUGUUGGCAGAAUGUAUGAAUGACGCAUUGUACAGUGAGACUGUGAACUUGGAAUUAUAAUGUACCAUCUG